GGGUUCCUACCAGCUCACGCCGCUGCGUUGGCGAGGCUGGGCGGCCGGGAAACUGCUGGCGCUCCAUCCUCCACGCCCCUUGGGUCCCGGGAUCUCCCUGCUCGGCUCCCGCAUCGUGGGCUGCGAUUGUCGCCACGGUGGCGGCCACUGCAUCUCGCCCCAAGUCCACGGCGCUAGGCGCUGUGGUGUCCACGACCCCCGAGCCUAUGACGGGCCAGGGCCAGCCGGCGGCCGGUUCGUCUGCGUGGAGUGCCGUGUUCCGCCACGUGCGGUACGAGAACCUGGUGGCGGGCGUGAGCGGCGGGGUCCUGUCCAACCUCGCGCUGCACCCGCUCGACCUCGUGAAGAUCCGCUUCGCAGUGAAUGAUGGACUGGAAGUGAGACCAAAAUAUAAAGGAAUUUUGCAUUGUUUGACUACAAUUUGGAAAGUUGAUGGACUACGAGGACUUUACCAAGGAGUAACCCCAAAUGUGUGGGGUGCAGGUUUAUCCUGGGGACUCUACUUUUUCUUUUACAAUGCCAUCAAAUCAUAUAAGACAGAAGGAAGAGCUGAACUGUUAGAGCCAACAGAAUACCUCAUCUCAGCUGCUGAAGCUGGAGCCAUGACCCUCUGCAUUACAAACCCAUUAUGGGUAACAAAAACUCGCCUUAUGCUACAGUAUGGUGGUGUUAUUAGCCCUCCACAGCAACAGUAUAAAGGAAUGUUUGAUGCACUUGUGAAAAUAUAUAAAUAUGAAGGUGUGCGUGGAUGGUACAAGGGAUUUGUCCCUGGGCUGUUCGGAACAUCACAUGGUGCCCUUCAGUUUAUGGCAUAUGAAUUGCUGAAGUUGAAAUACAACCAGCAUAUCAAUAGAUUACCAGAAGCCCAGUUGAGCACAGCAGAAUAUAUCUCUGUUGCAGCAUUAUCCAAAAUAUUUGCUGUAGCUGCAACAUACCCAUAUCAAGUUGUGAGAGCCCGUCUUCAGGAUCAACAUGUGUCUUACAGUGGUGUCGUGGACGUAAUCAUGAAGACAUGGAGGAAAGAAGGCAUCAGUGGAUUUUACAAAGGAAUUGCUCCCAAUUUGAUCAGAGUGACUCCAGCCUGCUGUAUUACCUUUGUGGUAUACGAAAAUGUCUCACAUUUUUUGCAUGACCUUAGAGAAAAGAAAGUAAGCUAAAAGAAGAUUUCCAGCAUAUCUGCUUAAGCAGCAGCAAGCUCCUUUGUGUUUAAAACACAGAACUC
This is a messenger RNA of Nannospalax galili (Upper Galilee mountains blind mole rat), 1222 nucleotides long. RefSeq names its product solute carrier family 25 member 32 (gene Slc25a32). Gene Ontology annotation, cellular component: mitochondrion. Lineage: Eukaryota; Metazoa; Chordata; Mammalia; Rodentia; Spalacidae. Bases 207 to 1157 code for a protein of 316 amino acids. Gene Ontology annotation, molecular function: folic acid transmembrane transporter activity; FAD transmembrane transporter activity. The record is from RefSeq and is a predicted model, not a curated record. The transcript has 7 exons. Gene Ontology annotation, biological process: nucleotide transport; folate import into mitochondrion.